AUGGACCCUGGGCUUCUGGGAGCUCUUGGGGCCCUCUUGAGCGGUGCAAACCGCGAGGGCGAUGGGGGCCCUGGGGGCGGUCCCGGCAUGGGAUCCAUCGCCAUUUUGACGGUGCCUGGUCGAGGGAUCGUUGGCACUGCCAUCACUCCAAACGGACAAGAUGGAGCUUUUCCUUUGCCAAUUGGUCUCCUCCAGAACUUGGGUGGCGAAGUCUCCAGGCUCCCGCUAUCUCGAGAAGAGGAUGCUGCCGCGGCUUUAGGUGGAAUUAUGACUAUGAUGAUGGAGCAGAUGACCCGUGUUGCAAUGCAACGCAGCAUGGAGGAACAGGCCCCUAAGAUUCCGCCAGCCAGCGAAAGAGUCCGCGAUGCACUGCCUCGAGUUGUUGUGACGAAGGAGGAUUUGCUGGACUCAACCAAUUCCAAGUGUUCGGUUUGUUUGGAAGAUUUUCAGCCGGGCUCCCGAGCAACGCGGAUGCUGUGUGGCCACCUCUUCUGUACCAUGUGCAUUCGAGAGUGGCUCCGCGAGGCCAAUAGCUGCCCUGUGUGCAGAUAUGAGCUUGCAACAGAUAAUGAGGAGUUUGAAUCCGGGAGACGGUCCCGCAUGGCCGGGCGCCAGAUCCGCUUGAAGCGCGCGGAGCUGCGCCUCCUGCGGAUCUCGGAGCUGCGGCGGCUGAUGGACGCCUUGGGCAUUUCGGGCGAAGGAUGCCUUGAGAAGGCAGAACUUUUGCGGCACCUCGAAGUGGCUCCUGAUAUCGUGGUGGAAGAAGAAAAUACCGGCGCCACGAUUUAUGAGAAAGAGGAGCUGCUGACUUUGGAUAUGCCUUUGCUGCGCAACCUUUUAGAGCGCCACAAGGUGCCAUAUUCCAUCGACGAUGAUGUGUCUGAAGAGGAGGAACGCUCGGUGGCCUUGAAGUCCUUCGCGGAGUUCGGGUGGAUGAAGGGUAGCAAGGAACGACCAAGCGCUGCGAAGGAUCACGAGCUUCAAAGCGAGAAGCUUUCGGCCAGGGAGAACGUCAAAAGCACAGAUAGCGAAGAUCCAGGCAGCUCUCAGAAUGCUGAGAAAGAGGUCGUGAAGCCAAAUUCUGAGCAAAAAGAGGAGGCAAAAGAGGAGAAAGAGAAGGAAGAGAAAGCAGAAAAAGAGAAAGAAGAGAAAGAAGAGAAAGAAAAGAAAGAAGAGAAAGAAGAGAACGAGAAAAAAGAAAGUACAGAAAAAGAUGAACAAGAUCAAGAGGAAGUGGACCACCGAGAGAAGGGAGAAACUCCUGAUACCGAGAGUGGGUCACAGAGUGCAACUUCCUCAGGUCCUCUUGGGAAAUCCGACCGCCUUAGUGGCUGUUUCUUUCAUUGGCCUAGGCCGGCCCCGGCCCCUGCGGCCCGUCGGGCCCGCGCCCGCCACGCGGCGGCCGCUGCGGAGCCGCAGCGGCGCAGGCCUGGGCCCAACGAUGAGUGA
This is a messenger RNA of Cladocopium goreaui, 1449 nucleotides long. NCBI's taxonomy places the organism in Eukaryota, Dinophyceae, Suessiales, Symbiodiniaceae. The record is from the annotation of a GenBank genome assembly.